Pocillopora verrucosa is the source of this 1389-nucleotide messenger RNA. The record is from RefSeq and is a predicted model, not a curated record. Lineage: Eukaryota; Metazoa; Cnidaria; Anthozoa; Scleractinia; Pocilloporidae.
AUGGCUCUUGCUCCCGAGACAGAAGUGGAAAUUCAAGGAGAAAGCUUCGAUCUUGUUACCCUUCCAAAUCCAAAAAGUGUGCUGGUGAGGAAGGCUAAAGAAAAUCUCCUUGGUUCCCUCGAUCUUGCAAGCCUCGUGGAUGAUCUAGGGAAACUUGGAAACUUUAUCCGUGUGGCGUACAAUGGUGUAGCAGGUAACACUGAGAUACAGAUUAAAGUACAGAAAGUUGGCUAUAAGAUCACAAACCUGGCUGACCAGUCUGCCGUCACUGUGCACAACUUUAAGCGUGCUUCGCAAGAUGUACUUCAGGAGCUCCAAGGCACCUAUCAGUACUUGCUAGAUGGAUUGGAAGAGAUGGCGCUGGAAACUCUCUCUGUAUUGAAUGACGUGGCGAAAGAGAUGGCUACGGCGGCAGAGAAGCUGCGCGAUGACUUUGAAAAGGCAACAAAUGAUGUAAUUGAUGCCUUACAAGAUACCCAGAGAGCAAAGGGCACUCAGGAGGAAAAGAAGAGAGCUCUUCUGAAAGAAAGAGAAGAAUUUGAGAGGGAGAAACAGAAAGCGCAAGAGCGACAGAAGAGUGCGCUCGAAGCUGAAGAAAGGGCGAAUGUUCUUUACACCGAGGCUCAAAAAAGAGAAGACAAAGCGAUGGAUAAGCAGGGAAGUUUGUUCACAGCAUUUACAGAUGGUUUGACAAGUAUGGUUGGUGCUGCUAAGGAAGGAAUACAAGGAAAUUUUGAAAAGGCGGUGGAAAAACUGGAGAAGUUGGGCGACCAAUCAGGAUACAAAGAAGCUAUGAAGAUGGCAAACGAAGAAAAGAUGAAACACUUGGAUGAACUGCAGAAGCAACGAGACAUGCGUCGAGACGCCCUACUUCAGUGCAUAGAAUUCACAGAGAAGAUAAAGAGUUGCCAGAAUGAUGACGCUCUAGCAGAUGCCGCCAUCGAAGCCUUGCACAGUUCCAUUGGUGCUCUUAAAUCUCUCUCAGCCACUAUGAUGAGUGCAGCCCUGUUCUGGCGUCAGAUGCAGAGCCACUGCGAGGCUUUAGCGAAAGGAGACGUGCGUCGGAAGGUAGAAACAGCCAUGAAGCUCCCUGAAGAAAAACGACUGAAAGUUUGGACUUCAAAGGGAUUCAAAGUAUCAGCCGUGCAGUUCUAUUCUAAGUGGGUUGCUCUUGAUGACGUGUGCGAAGUGUACAAGCUACAGAUCAAGGAAACCAGACAAGAUCUUUACUCCUACCUGACAGAAAACCCUACCAUCGAAGAGGCGAAAAAGAAUGUGCGUGAGCUAGCCGACACGUUUGCUGCCGAUUUGAAGGCAGCGCAUGAGAAGUUGGCAGAGAAAGAAAAGAAGGCGCUGGAAGAGAGGAAAUCGCUUGAGGACUCUGAAUAG